GAUGCGAUGUGGGGCUGGCCGGGCGGGGCUUGACUGGACUGGACUGGACCGGACUGUCAGCAGCAGCAGCAGCGGGGACUAGAAGUGCGUGGGCUGUGCAUUGUUAUAUGCGUCCGGAGGGCAAGCAGUCCUGUGUGGCUCAUCGGCAGCAGCAGCAGCAGCAGCAGCACUCGAGACCUAAUCCGCUUCCACUCACCUCUUCGUUGUUUGGGUUGGGUUUUUUGGGUUUUGGUGACUUAGAGAGAGAGGACGGCCUUUUCAGCUUUUGUUGUUGUUGUCUGUAAAUCGCUCGGAAGAAGAAGAAGAAGUCGAAGAAGAAGGCGAAGCAGUCGAAGAGAUUGAACGAGGGAGUGGAGUGGAGUGGAGUGAAGGAGGAGGAGGAGGAGGAGGAGGAGAAGGUGAACAAUUGGAGAGAGGGCGAGGGUGCGCGCAAUCAUGGGGCAGUGUUACACCGCACAGCAGAAGCCGCGGGAGAGAUGGAUCAAGAAAUCCGGCAAAGGCGGCCCUGCAGGUAGAUACUCUCAGCGCGAGAGUUAUGGCAAUGGGUGCUUCGCGCUCGUGAGGGAGCAACGAGCUAGAUUCUACAUAAUUCGGCGGUGCAUCACCAUGCUGCUGUGCUGGCACAAGUAUGGCGGUUCGUGAGCGGCAGCGGCUAAUCUCUCGGCUUAUCUAUCAUCUCAUCUACUCGGGCGAGGCUCUCGCGAAGCGAAGUUUUGUGCGGAUCUCGCCCCGACAUUUCAAUGAAGCUAUCCGCCGAUCCAAGAGCAAAAUCGUGGCUACGACUCGAGCUUUUGAUUAUCUUCUACAUCACACUCUUCCUUGUAGGAAGCAGCGCUGCGACGGUGCAAUACAUCGAGAAGAGACGCCCAGGAACGGAAGGUCAUGCUGUCGGUCGAUCCCGAUGGCCUCGAUCUUCCGUGUCCUGCGCUUUCGUCCUCCCUACCCUGAGAACUUCGACAAGUCGUCUCAGAGGCAUCGAAUUGUGGUAAAUACGCUCUUGUGAAAUCCGUCAUCGAGGAGAACGAUUGCUUUCGAAUUCACCUUGUGUAUAUGUGAGUGCUUCUAAACAGAGAGAUCGAAAAACACGCAUGCGCACCAUCUCUGACAGUGGAAUGCGCCUCCGGCAGCGCACCAUUAGAGGUAGAUUUUUGCGAAGUACAGGGGAAUUGCCAAUCAGAUUACGAAAGUCAGGGAGUCUGUAAAUAAUGCAGUUUUUUUCACGACCAUUUAGUCCUUUUGUAUAAAGAAACGUGAGUUGUC
Messenger RNA from Marchantia polymorpha subsp. ruderalis, 1260 nucleotides. Lineage: Eukaryota; Viridiplantae; Streptophyta; Marchantiopsida; Marchantiales; Marchantiaceae. The record is from the annotation of a GenBank genome assembly.